Molecule: messenger RNA, 1898 nt
Organism: Pseudo-nitzschia multistriata
Lineage: Eukaryota; Bacillariophyta; Bacillariophyceae; Bacillariales; Bacillariaceae
Source: the annotation of a GenBank genome assembly
CAUGUAGUUUGUUAUCAAUAAUUAUCGAAUUGAGUACGGUAGUGUAGGAAAUAUCCAUGGAAUGAAUACUUCCACAGAUACGAAAAUGACUUCCGAAAAUAGCAUACCCCUCAUCCAGCCUAUCCCCAUCCUCUUAGGUGGCUUGACCGCUCUUGCCUGCGUCUUCGUUGGUACUUGGUGGUUGUACCGAAAGAAAACAGAUCGCAGGACUAGCACAACGAGAAACGACGACGACGACGACGACGACACAUGCGAAUAUCCGCCCACUCCAGGUGAUAGACACUGGCUGUGGGGACAUGCCCUGAGCCUGCAACCCUCGUUACUAGGGCUUCCUGACAAUAUCUCUCACGACGUUCUCUUUUUGGCGUGGAUGAAAAAGUUGAAAAGCAAAACUGUAAUGUUCGACCUUCCUAUAGGCCGAAUGAUCGUCGUUGGGGACGCAGCAGUUGCGAAACAUGUACUGCAAUCGAAAACAAAAAGUGCAUUUCCAAAGUCUCCUAGUUACAAGAGUGUCCAUCCGGUUGUCGGAAGCACAAGCAUUGUGGUACUGGAAGGAAAGGAAUGGCAAACCCAACGUCGGCUUUAUAAUCCAGGAUUUUCACCAGACUAUCUCAAGAGCACAGUGUCCAUCAUCGCACAGAAAUGCGAUCGAUUUUUGACGGCCUGUGACGAAGAGGAUAUCGACAAGGACUUGCCGACAAAUUUGCUGGAUCGGUCCGUCGAUUUGACUUCCGACGUCAUUGCACAGGUGGCAUUCGGAGAAGAUUGGGGAUACUUUUCGGGCGACGAAGGCACCAACGAAGACAAAAACACAAACAUCCAGAUGAGGAAGGACGGUCUUGAAACUUUAAUCAACUUUCGAGAACUAACCCUGUACAUUGGCAAAAAUCAAAAGCAAUUUUUCCAACGGAUGUUCAAUGUUCUCAGGAUGUAUAGGAGUUGGCGUUUGUCCGUAUCAAUCGAUCGAGCUUUUGAACGCCUCGUGCGAAGGCGUCUCGAUAGUGUUCGUCGUUCCGGAAACAUCCAACCAACGAAUCAAAAGGAUAUUCUUUCUUUGACGUUGUCAAGCUUCCUCCAAGAGUCAAAAAACAAUUCUUUUUCCAUUAGCUCGGAUCACAUCAAAAGUAUGACGCAUCAGCUCAAAACCUUUUACUUUGCAGGACACGAUACAACCGCAACGACGAUUUCUUGGGCGUUCUGGCUUCUUGCGCAGCACCCAGAAAAAAUGGAAAAAGCCAGGCAGGAAGUCCGCGACAUCAUUGGGCUAGAGUGGACAGAAAAUGUCAUCAAGAAUGGAAAAAACUUGGAGCAUAAUUUGACGUACGAAAAACUACAACAAUGUCAAUAUCUUGAAUGCAUUGCACGCGAGAGCCUCCGCCUCUAUCCUCCAGCUGCAACUACGCGGUAUGCGAUUGAUCCCGACUCGCGGUUUGGGAAUCUCCAGUUAGGUGCGAGCAUGAUUCAUUUGAAUGUCUAUGCCAUUCAGCGAGAUCCGGAUGUCUGGGGUCCAGAUGCAAACGAUUUCGUACCAGAACGGUUUUUGGGAGACGAGGGUCGAAAUCUUAUUUCAUCGCAUUCGUACCUUCCAUUCAGCAAGGGAUCUCGGGAUUGUAUUGGGAAAUAUUUUGCCUUGUUGGAAGCAAAAAUUGCAAUAGCUGCUCUUGUUACCAGAUACGAUGGAGUACCGUUGGAUAAAGAAAAUGAGGUUUAUAUGGCAAGGAUAACAUCCCUUCCAGAGAAUGGAUGCAAAAUGAAACUGUCUCGCCGAGUUCUUUGAUAUCUUUGACGAUGCUAUUCAAUAUUUGUACUUUAUUCUUAUCGUAAUGUAAUUCUUUCUCAUACCCCCUAGUUUUGCAGCGUUCGCUUUCUAUGGGUGCAAAUAGAUUUCAUUGUUCAUG